AUGGACGUGCAUUUUGUGCGUCGAAACCGAGUGACAGGACGGCAUGAACCCAACGUGACGGAUGGAAUUUUGAUGCAGACCCGUGCCGGGCGGGCAGAGCGCAAGACCAGGAGAGCGGGUCAACGCGCCGUGCAAUUGCCGGUGUCCACAAGGCGAUCGGAAGGGCCGCUUCGGGGGCUGUUCAAGAAUGCAGAACGACGGACGGUUGGCGAGCGGCGAGCUCGUCGCCAAGAGCACAAGAUGGCCGUCCGAGUCGACGACGACAUCACAAGCUAG
Molecule: messenger RNA, 276 nt
Organism: Pseudozyma hubeiensis SY62
Lineage: Eukaryota; Fungi; Basidiomycota; Ustilaginomycetes; Ustilaginales; Ustilaginaceae
Exons: 2
Coding region: 1-276 (91 amino acids)
Source: RefSeq, a predicted model, not a curated record